Messenger RNA from Symbiodinium necroappetens, 2775 nucleotides. The record is from the annotation of a GenBank genome assembly. NCBI's taxonomy places the organism in Eukaryota, Dinophyceae, Suessiales, Symbiodiniaceae.
AUGGCACCUCCUGCUGCCACGCACUGCUCAGCUCGCCUCUGCAGCAGAGGAGGAGCUCCAUCCUUCCGCUCCGCGAAGUCCCAUGUAGAGCUGAGGAGGGCCAGGGCCGCGAAGAGGAGCUCCGAGGAGGUCGAGGCAAAGGUCUCGCAGUGGCUGAGCCAGGGGAAGGAUAUAGCCAGAGGGGGCGCGGUCACGGUGCCCUUGACCGUCAGUGGCUACCGCCAGCUUCUGGCGUCUGGGGACGCUGAUGCGAAGUGUCACUUCGUGGAAAGACUUGUCGCCGCCAUGGGUGGCCAUCUUCUGAAGCGCGACCAGCUGCGACCCUUCAGUGCUUGGUACUUCCGGAAUACCCGGAAUGAGCACUGGCAGGACGGCUUACCAGCUCUGAAGCAAUCGCUGCGUGAGCAGACCUGGAUCCUUUGGGCAUCGGACCAGAGUGCCUCCAGGCGAGUCAAGCUUCGACUGAAUUGGAGGUGGCGGGAGAGCGGCCUCCGAAAAGUAUGGUUCCAAGCAAGAAAUGCGCAGAGCCCCAGCCACGAGCGCGUGCGGCAAUUCUUGGAGGUGCAGAGUGCAAAAGCAGAGGAGGAGCAGCUGCAGAUGAUGCAGAUCUCUCACUUGGGAGGGGAGCGCCCUCUCACCGAUAAUGCUUGUCGAGAAGUCUUCGCGGAGGCGAACCUCGAUGCUGCAUGCGAAUUUGUCCAGAGUCUUAUCGGAGACAUGGGUGGUAUGUUGUUACGGAGAAACCAGCUGCUUCUUUACACAAAGUGGUACAAGAAGCAGCGCAACUCGAAAGAUGGGCUUCGUGAGCUACGAAGCUCUCUGAGGGAUCAGACCUGGAUCCUGUGGCCGAAAGAGGACAGCGAGUCCCAGCAAUGGAAGUUACGGAAGAGCUGGCGAUUCCGAAGGAGGCGCAGAACUCGGGACUGGCAUCCGACCUGGCGAUUUCAUGCCAAACCCCCAUCGUUGGAGCAAAUCUCAGAGUUUCUCGAGGCGAAGUACAUUGAAAAGCAGGAGCUCGUGGACUUGACUCUCCACUUGCGGCUCAACCGCCGCAUCACAAGCCACAUUCUGGCAUUGCUUGUCCGGAGGUUUGGGCGCAUGCAGCUUUGGCAGACGGCCUUGGCCUUGCUCUUCGAGUUUCAGCGCACUUUGCUGGAAGUCGACUCGGGGCCUUACGUGGCGGCCGCGGAUGCAUGCCGCACCACUGGACGAUGGGACGGUGCCCUUUGUGUCCUCUCCCGCGCCCGGCAGGACGGGCUGCCGCUCGUUAAUGUGAGCAAUGCCGUCGGCUCCGCUGUCUUUCGGUGUCGAGCUGACGGCUGGCCUCGGGUUCUCGAGCUGCUGGGGGACAUGCUUUCGAGGUCGGAGCACGGGGCUCUGGUGCCUGACCAGAUCAGCUUCGCGAUUGCCAUUACUGCGUGCAGCCGCACCUUCCAGUGGCGAGAAGCACUCAAAGUGGUGCAGCUCAUGCGAUGCUGGAGGCUUUUCCCAGAGUCUGGGCCUUUGUCAGCUGCAGCGGCCGCGUGUAAUCGUGCAGCAGCAGGGGCCGGAGCCUGGUCUUGGUCGCUGCAACUCUGCAACUGGCUGGCUCGGGAGAGGCUCCCGCCUAGCUUAUCUUUGCAUAACUGUGCCAUAGCAGCGGCCAGCCGUGGUGCAAAGCAAAGUGGCAAUUGGGCCUUGGCAGUCCAGCAGCUGGACCAUCUCUGCCAGUCUCGGCUGCAAGCCGAUCGGGUGUCUCUGUCAGCUGUCUUCGCCGCAUGUCAGCGAAGUGCGGCUCUGGAGCCGGCACUUCGGAUGCUCGCGAAGCUUCCCGGCCAGCGCCUCCGUGCAUGCGCGAUCUCUCACGCCAGCGUCGUCAUGGCCUGCGCAGCCAGGCUGAAGUGGCAGGAAGGGGCGGCCCUGCUGCCAUUCUUAAAAAAGAGCUUCGACACCAAGCCGAAGUUUCUUCGGUCCAUGGUCAAGGCAGCCUACUGGAGAGAGUCGCUGCAUGUGCUUCGGCAGGGAUCCAAGCUCCGAAGAGCUGAGCUCCUACCGGCGCUCGAGGCUUUAAGCCAUUCUCCUGCGAGCCGGGAGAGUGCCUGCGAGAUGCUUCGGGAGGCCCGGACCCGGGGCUGGGAGGUUACGGUGCAGGAGCAGGCAGCCCAGUGCUCGCAGUGCUCGAGCUCGACAUGGGAGGAGGCGCUCUCGAUGUUCGCGGAGUUUCGGAGGCCUGGCCAUGCUUUGGGCGACGAGAAGUGGGACACAUCGACGCUGUGGCCGGUCCUGGCCACAGGGUGUUGGCGAGUUGCGUGGUCUCUGGCCUUCGAGGGCCACGAUGAAAGUCCUCUUGGGAAGGUUUCUGCCGUCACCGCACCUGGAUCAGACUGGCAGGGCUCUUUGCACGCGCUGGCAGACCUGGACGACAAGGACCUCCUGAUGCCUGCUCUCACUUCCUGCAGGCGGGCAUCCUACUGGCAGCAGGCGGUGGCCCUGAUGGCCUUUGCAUGGCUCUGGCGAUUUAGGCCCGGUGCUGUCCGAAUGCACGAUGCCCUGCGAGCAUCUGCCGGCCCAGGGCGCUCGAGGCAGUGGAUGGAGGAUUCUCGAGCUGAGCGGAGAACGGGAGACAAGAUCGAAAAAGUGGCGGCCUCUGUGGCACCUGGUAGCGGUGUCACCACUACCAGCGGUAAGGCCGCGCACGUGCCGCUGGAGCCGCUUGAGCCAACUUUCGAUGCUCAGAGCUGCAAUGGCUCCAACGUUCGGCAGGAUUCGGGGUUGGUGCUGUGCUGGGCUGGUUGA